AAACCAGAGUAUGGUAUAAGAAAUAUGUAAAAUGAUAGGGAGGCGAAAUUUAUCCCCAAAUGACAGGGUAACCCUUGAAGAUUCAAACCCUCUACUCCGACCGGAGUCUCAGUGAAAGGCUUCCUUCCUAGUCUCGUUCCGUUGUUUCUAUCGAGAUGGCGUCGAGGCAGAUGGAGGCGAUCCAGAGGAAGUUAGAGCUUCUUAACUACCCUCGAUGUAACGCCCCGUCCCAAUCGCUCCUCUUCGCCGGCGUCGAGCGAUACGCCCUGCUCGAAUGGCUCUUCUUCAGGCUAUUAGGUGACAGGUCUCCGUUUACUCAGCAGAAUUGGCAAGGAGAUAGCAUGGACCGUGAUGAGGAAAAUACUCGAAUUCAACACUUAGCGGAGAUAGCAAAUUUUUUGGGCAUUACAUGCUCAGUUGACAUUGAAGCAAUACAAGGAAAAGGUAGCUAUGAGGAACGUGUUGAAAUGCUUCAUCUGAUUGUAGAUCUUGUUGAAGCAAGCCAAUAUGCUGAUAAUCCUGAAUGGAGUGUUGAUGAACAAUUAGCUAAGGAUGUACAGUUAGUAGAUUCAAUUGCAGAAAAACAAGCUCAAAUAUUUGCAGAAGAGUUGAAACUUUUUCCAGCAGAUGUACAGAUUCAGUCUGUCUACCCCUUGCCUGAUAUAUCUGAACUGGAACUAAAGCUUAGUGAACAUUCAAAUAAACUCUUAAAUCUGCAGCAGAUGGUUCAGGAAUUAGCAUCUAAGUAUGAUUACAAUCCUAGUGAAGACUAUACGGAGGUAGAGCUAAAGCUGAGGUCCAAUUUGGAGUCUUUUCUUGAAACUGUGAAGUCUUUCAAUUUGAUUUAUACAAAGGAAAUUCGUCCAUGGACUCACAUGAUGGAAGUGCCACAAUUACAUGGGUUUGGUCCCGCUUCUAAUCGUCUGUUGGAGGCUUAUAAUACACUUCUAAAGUUUUUGGGAAACUUGAGAAGUGUUCGGGAGUCAUAUGCGGCUAUGUCUAUUGGAUCUGUAUCGACAACCGAAGAGCCAUCCUCAAUCACCAAAAUAAUUUUGGAUUGUGAAUCUGCUCUGACGUUUUUGAACCGUAGUCUCUCCAUCCUCUCGACUUCUGUGGCCAGGGAGCAAGGGAAGGCCCUAUGAAUUGGAACAUAUCAUAGAGUUAGAGAAAUAGUGAAGGUUGUUCUUGUGACAUUCAUAUAAAUAUAAAUCAGUUGUUGGAAACAAUAGUGUAUCGAUAUAAUUACCAGCCCAUCAGUUACUUUGGCCGCUGUGCGCCAUAUUGGACAUGAUAACCGUGAUGUAAGCUGAUUUCCAUGUUCUUCCUGUAGCAAAAAAAAAAAAAAAAAAGAGUUCCAUUUGAUGCAUUA
Messenger RNA from Zingiber officinale, 1369 nucleotides. Its product is annotated as AUGMIN subunit 7-like. The transcript has 10 exons. NCBI's taxonomy places the organism in Eukaryota, Viridiplantae, Streptophyta, Magnoliopsida, Zingiberales, Zingiberaceae. Gene Ontology annotation, molecular function: microtubule minus-end binding. Gene Ontology annotation, cellular component: HAUS complex. Gene Ontology annotation, biological process: centrosome cycle; spindle assembly. The record is from RefSeq and is a predicted model, not a curated record. Bases 156 to 1142 code for a protein of 328 amino acids.